GUGAAGACAAUCAGCACAAGCUGAGGAGAGCAGCUAGUGCAUUCAAACCAUAAAGAGUAAUAAUUUUACGUGUUGCCAAUUCAUCAAACCUGUUCUCAAUCUCCAACAUGCAGUGCCAGAUAAAUUCACUGUACAUUAUUGGACUCAUUCUGCUUUUAUCUCAUUGCCUUCCUGCAUCAUAUGGAGGCUCAGCAGUGAGGGAGCUGCGUUGCCAAUGUAUAAAUACCGUAUCAACCGCCUUUCACAAAAAACACAUUCGUUCCCUGGAGGUUUAUCCAAAAGGUCCUCAUUGUGCCAGGGUGGAAGUAAUUGUGACAUUGCGCAAUGGAGUUCAGCACUGUUUAGAUCCAGACACAAAGUGGUUAACAUCUGUUGUCAAAAAGAUUCUCAGAAGGAAUUCACAGAAGAAAUGAAGAACCAAAGUUCGCAUCAGUUUCUUUAUAUUAUUGUGUGUGAUUUGUCAAAGGCAUAAAUCCCUAUUGCACUCCCUCUUUCAUUCAGCAGUCUAAAUCUUCUCAAUAAACAGUAUCCAAUAACAAGUGCAGGCAAGGGGUGCAGUUAGACUCAGGUCCAUAGGGGAUAUCUUGUUGUGAACUCCUACAAAAUUAUGCCACCAUAUGAGUUUUUGCAGGGGUGUGGCCAAAAGGGGGGGUGUUAUGGUUUGCUUCAGGGCCUGUUGGAAUGUAGUUAUGCCACUGACAGUAUCAACUUCAUAACCUGGUAUUGGAAUGGGCCAUAUGUUAUGAGUGAAGACAGCACACACAGAUAUGAGGAGAAAUGUAUGUAAAGUAGAUACGAAUGAACAUGCUAAGAACAUUAAUGGAAUGAGUUUUGGCACCAUACAUUUAUUAAAGAGCAGCUUUUAAAGGCACAGAAGAUGGAAUUACAUGCUAUGAGUUAGUUGAAUAUUUUUGUUUUACAGCACUAGUAUUUUGGUUUAUAAUAAUUCUUGUCACAUGACUGAUGUUAUUAUCAAUAUAGAUCAGUAUAUUGUAUACUCAUCCCGUACUUUCAAGAACAUACUGUUUAUAAAAGGGCAUGGAAGAGUUCACACAUUUAUUUGUGGUUGCUUUAAGUCUGUUCACUACAGCCACAGUAUUUUCUAGUGAUGUUAUAUAUUCCCUUUAAUUAAUUUGGUCAGAAUUAAAGUUUUUUUGAGUGUUGUCCCUUCCGGGUUUCAUGCAACGAUAGAUGCUGUAUACCAGCCAUAGUCCUAAUGUCAUUGGACAUGUGGCCAAAUUAAAACAGUAACAUCAAAGAACAAAACAUGUACUGUCAUAUAUUUUGUAAUCUUUAAAGGCUUAUCAAAAUACAAUUUUUUGCCAUGACAUGCAUUCAGUAUGUCUGGUUAUAACGUGUGUUUAUCCAUUUGUCCGUCUUCGCGGUUUUUUUUGUUGUUUGUUUUUUAAUUUCCAUAUUCAACUCCCUAUAUGUAUUACUAUUAUAUUUAAUAAUACUUAAUAAGUGUGGGGCAUAUACAUUUUAUAUACUAACUUUUUUUUAUUAAAUAAAAGCACUCAUU
Messenger RNA from Xenopus laevis (African clawed frog), 1522 nucleotides. RefSeq names its product C-X-C motif chemokine ligand 2 S homeolog (gene cxcl2.S). The transcript is spliced from 4 exons. Gene Ontology annotation, cellular component: extracellular region. Gene Ontology annotation, molecular function: chemokine activity. The coding region runs from base 108 to 413 and encodes 101 amino acids. The record is from RefSeq and is a predicted model, not a curated record. Gene Ontology annotation, biological process: cell chemotaxis; immune response; chemotaxis. Lineage: Eukaryota; Metazoa; Chordata; Amphibia; Anura; Pipidae.